Hermetia illucens (black soldier fly) is the source of this 6394-nucleotide messenger RNA. RefSeq names its product integrator complex subunit 1 (gene IntS1). The record is from RefSeq and is a predicted model, not a curated record. The coding region runs from base 69 to 6320 and encodes 2083 amino acids. Gene Ontology annotation, biological process: U2 snRNA 3'-end processing. Gene Ontology annotation, cellular component: integrator complex. The transcript is spliced from 3 exons. NCBI's taxonomy places the organism in Eukaryota, Metazoa, Arthropoda, Insecta, Diptera, Stratiomyidae.
UAAGUACACAACACAACCGGGACUUGUCGCUCGAGUUAUUAAAAAGUUCGAAAAAAGCAAGGAUAAAAAUGGAUCGCAAUAAACCUCCCUCGAGGUCGGUAAAAAGUAAAGUCGGUGCCCCUCACGCCGGUAGUGAAUUGUAUGCUUUGGGCACAAAAGCAUCAACUAGUCGCGAUGAUAAGAGCAAGGUUAUGUCGUCGGUCAAAGGAGCCGCGGCGUCUGAUCGUAAACGGGACGCCUCCACGCCAAUUAGUGUUGUUUCGAAAAAACCAAAACUUGGAAGUAGCAUAGGCUCCGUUCCUCGUCUCUCCGGCGAAGGAAGCAACAGUUCCAGUCUCGUCCUGGAACAAUGGGAGCAAAUGGCGGUUGACUGCGAGCCCUCAGAUUUCGUCACGUCUAUUUUCUCGGCAAUCGAGCAUCAGGACUCGGACACGGUUGUGGGGCUCCUGUGUGGUGCUGCGAAAAUGUUAUCAUCACGGAACAAAGCCGAGUCUGUGCUUUCCCUGUCCCUGAUGUACUUGGCGAAAAUGCGGCCGUCACUUUUCUGCAACGAUAUUGUCACCUCGGCCUUGAUUUCGAUUCUGAAACGCGACAACCAGCACGCAUUCAAAGGUCGCAAUAAUCCCACCGCGCACGUCCUUGCGACCAACCUCCUUGCCCGUGGAUACCAUGAUAAAAAGUCUUGGCCGGAGCUUUUCGUUAAAAUCUACAUUGACGAUGCGGCCAACGAGCGAGUUUGGGUUGACAACGCUGAAUGCGCCCCAUUCGUGGAGAACAUUUGCACAGCUUUUGGGACUCGUGUCCCGCCGAAGUCUAUGUUGCAACCGGAGCUAAUCACAUUGUCCCAGUCCAGUCGGGAGUCUUUGGACGACGAUUCCGGGGAUAACUCGAUGCAUGCCGACACCCUGCGGACUGGCGAAUCAGCUCUGGACUGUCCUGUUCAGGAUCGUUAUGCAAACAACCUUCACAUUGUGGAGAAAUAUGUUCUGGACACGGCAAAAGAGCAGCUAAACAGACGCCAACAGCAGGAUUGCUCCACACGGAAUUUCCUUAAAUUCCUCUCAACAACGUCGGGAAUAUGCGAGGUCCGGGCGCUCUCGGUGUCGCGAUUGGAACUUUGGAUACACAACGGCAAACUGAUGAAACCCGCGCAGGAACUCUUAACGUAUAUUUGCUAUAAUGUGACGGGGCAGACCGCCAGGGACCAAGAAGUGCUCGCGACUUUGGUGAAGAUGCGUCUUAAGGCGAAACCUUUGAUUAACAUCUACAUGUCGUGCCUGAAGGAGAUGCUGAACUUGCAACCGGACAUUCUAUAUAUUAUGCUCAAGUAUGUGGUGCAGAAUGAGCUGUCGAACGCGAGGAAUCCGAAUAAUAUGGGAAUGUUGGCCAACAUGUUCCAGACCAAACCCGAAGAAUCUGCACGACAUCUAGCUGAAAUCUACCAAGAAUUUCUUCUGCAACGUGAAGAUUGCCUUCGUACAUUGCGCGUCUUUCUUCGCGAGUUGGUCAAAAUGCUGCGCUACGACAUAAAUCUCGUAGAAUUCGUCAAGGCAUUCCUCACAAGUCGCACGGAACUCGCCAGCCAAAUCCAACAGUCAGAAUUCAAGGAUCGCAUCUUCCACUCAAUGGUUGAUUUGAUAUGUCUCUGCAUGUUUCUGACUGUUUCACCGCAAGUACGUGAGGCAAGCGUCGCAAUUCGAGCCGGACGUGAUAUGAAGAGUUCACCCGUUGUUAUGAUGACAUUUUACUCGCAAAUUUCACAAAUCCAGUUGGACGUGCUGACAUGGAUGCAUAGUAUUGUGCCGCGUUUGUUCAGCCCGUCGUCCACGGAAUACAGUCAUGCAUUGCACAAGGUCCUGCUGUUGGACGCUCCCGAACAGUAUUCAAAAUGCGAUCAGUGGCCACCAGAACCUGAACGUGCUAUGUUGAUGCGAUUGGCGUCCGAGACGCCUGUUCUUGAGGAUUCGAUUAUUUGCAUUAUUCUGAUCGGUAUUUCGAAGGAUAAUCCAUUCAGCGUCCCGGAUACAGUUGAAGUGUUGGAGCAAACAAUUCGUCGAGCGUCCAGUUUGCGAGCUGUAGAUUAUCCGGCGAUUGAGGCGAGUAAGCUGGAGAUAAUUGAGUUUUUGUUCAGCAUGGCCGAGUAUCAUCAUCCGGAGAACAUUCAGUUGCCCGUUGGAUAUGAGCCACCGAAAUUGGCGAUCUCGGCGCUUUACUGGAAGGCGUGGAAUAUCUUGUUGAUGCUGUCGGCCCAUAAUCCAAGCUCGUUUGGGGCUUUUUGCUGGGAACGAUACCCGAUGUUGCGUACUUUGAUGGAGAUGUGUAUUACGAAUCAAUUUCAUGACGUGAGGAUUGCUGAGGAGGAGUUGCAGGUUGCAAGUUUAGAACGUUCCCAAAUUCUCGAGUUUGAAAGCCAUCUCGCCGCGGCGACAUCAAAAGUCAUAAUCACUGAACAAAACUCCUUGCUUCUGUCUCAACUAAUGAUAAUGGAUCCAAUGGGAGUCCCACGCCGGCCUCCAAAUCCGUUCCUCGAGCAACUUCAACAACUCAACGCCAGCCAUAAACUAGGCCAUUUGCUUUGUCGCAGUCGAAAGCCGGAUUUACUUUUGGACAUCAUUCAAAGACAAGGGACCACGCAAGCUAUGCCGUGGCUUGCCGACUUGGUUCAAAACAGCGAGGGCGAUUUCAAUCAUUUGCCUGUCCAAUGUCUCUGUGAGUUUCUGCUGUCGAAUUCGGCGAAUAUGAAUACGGACAAUAAUCGGGAUGUAGAGCUGCUGAACUAUCUGAGGAAGUUGCUUCAGGAUGAAUCGUCGGAGACGCAAAUGGCUUGCGAAGUUCUUGAUUAUUUCUUGCGACGACUCGCUUCGACUGUGAAACAAUCACGAAUUUUGGCUAUCAAUGGGCUGAAAUUGCUUCUGCAAACUUUUCAAAAGCCAAAUGAAGAGGAGAACCCGGUAAGUGAUUGGUUAUUGCGGCAUCUUCCACAGAUUCCCCACUUUUUGAGUAUUCGGCCGUCGAUAGUGGCGCAGCUUCGAGCCGCAUGCCAAAUCGAGAACAAUCCAGAGCUCGUGAUGAUCUAUAUCCAGUUCAUCGCCGCGCAUACACUCCACGAUGCGGUACCGGAUAUGCUUGAGCAUGUGAUGGAUAUGUCGCAGCUGAUUGUCGAAAGGACCACUAUCUUCCAACAGAUUAUUCCCAUUCCGCCGAAUACUUCGCUGUUGGUGAACGAAGCACUAGCGGACAGUCGAUUACAAACGUUAAACUGCUUGUUUGUCAUGUUUAACAAUUAUUUGAUAAAGUUGAGAGAGCAUAAGGCCCCAUACGAAUGGGCGGAGUAUCCUGAUCUUCUAAUGGUUCACUUCGAGGACGGUGUGCAGCUUCCUAUUCACCUGAACAUCAUCCAUGCUUUCGUUAUUCUGCUAACCCACUCGACGAUAACUCUUCCCAACUCGAUCCCGAUAUUGGAUUACUGGUUCCCGGCUAGCCGUUACAUUCCCCAGGCAUACACAAUCGACACUAACGAACCAGUUCAACUGCUUCCUGACUGGCUGAAGCUGAAAAUGAUCCGCAGCCCAGUAGAUCGUUUGGUUGACGCGGCAAUGUAUGAUUUAACUCCAGACCAAAUUGUCUUGUUCGUGCAAAAUUUCGGCACGCCCAUCAGUUCAAUGUCGAAGCUGUUCGCGUUGUUGGACACGGCUGUUAUCGAGAAUCCUGAAGCAGUGAAGAACGCUAUUAUGAAUAAGUCGUACUUGGGGCAUUUGAUUGAGAUCCAACAAGCUCGAGGGGCUAAAAACGGGCAUAUUACCGUACAGGCCCUUAAACUAGAUUGCGAAAAUGAUUGCAUAUCAGAACCAGUAAAACCGCCCAUGCAAGUACUCGAGUCGGUGAGCUUAGAUCAGUUCCAAACAAUUGUAACCACUGAGAAGCCCGACAAGCGUGACAUCGUCGAUUUGGUGGUUCGAAGUCCGAACGUGAAUACCCCGCAAUUCCGGAAAACUGUUCAAAAGUUACUAAAGCGCGACCCAGUCCCAUCAAAACGGCAAAAGGGUACUGACAGCUCAGAUGUUGCCAUAGAGAAAGCGACAAUGCAGUUGUUGAAAAUUGCCGAGCAGCACCACAUUCAUUUCUUCGACAAUAUCUUCCCCAAGUCCCAUGUUUGCACGUUACUUCGAGUCCUGUUCGGACCUGAAAACAAAAACUUUAAACUUAUGCUUCGCGUGAUGGAUAAACUGAUUAGUCUCCUCCAUAUGUCGACCAGCUUGAACAAGACAACUUUCCUUCCGAUUCUCCUGAACAAGCGGAAGAGCUACGUAAAACAAAUACCAGAAGUGCACCCCUUGCAAGUGGGAAAGCAGGAUUUCUCACAGCUUUUGUUGUCUGCAAGCGAUAUUGAGAUAGAAACGCAAGGAAGAAAGUUUGUGAACGACAUGGUCAACACAGGCCGAACCAGCCACUUAGUCGAGGGAAUAGUUGCGUUCCUCAACUCGCCAGCGUAUAAUAUUAAGCAAGAAUCAGGCUCUGCAGGGUUCUCGAACAGGAAGGGCAUUCUUAUCGACUGGUUGGCCGAAAUCGAUUCGGAAUUGAUCACAGUAAACACCCAACAGCAAAUAGAUCUUCUGUUCUCAGCUAAUUUGAAUGAGUUCCGCUUCUAUAUGUUGUCCUUGUUGUGCCACCAGGCGAACUGGACGACAAUUCAGGACACGGUCACCUACUUGCUAGCAAGCUACCGACCAAACUAUGACUGUUCUUCGGUGCUUAAUUUCAUAGAGGCUUUGAUUCAAAACCCGAAACUGUGGCAGGGCCGAGAAAAGGCCACGCCUAAACACGAGCAAAUUGAAUAUGUUCUGAAUCUGGACUCGCAUCAGAUAAAUGUUUUCACGGAAUACGCCCUAAAUGAGUACCUAAACGAAGUGAAUGCCGGCCGCACUGAUAGCAACGCGGAGAAGCUAAAUUCAAGAGUGGAAUUGCUAUUGAAAGUUAGCAAUCCGAAUUCGUUCAAUCUUCGUAAGCUAAUCGACUUCGUGAAAUCGUAUUCAUGCCCGGACGCCUUGAAAUUCAAAUACUUCCAACAGUUGUAUCUGAUGGUGCCCACAAUGAAAUUCGUUGACAUGGACUUGAACGAUGUCUACUGCUCUGAUUUGCAGAAUUUCAAAGGAUGCAAGGCGGACAAGGUGGCAGCGUACAUAAUAACGACAAUUGCAAGCUUACAGACCCAGAAGGAUCAGAUUAUGUCCAGCGAUAUUGAGUUGCAGAUUCGCAAACUUGCAGCCACCCAUCCAGCCCUGUUUUUACGACAAAUUUCUAUGCUUGCGUCCUUGCUUCAAGGGAAAGCCCAUAUGUCGCUGAAUGUUCUACGCGCUGAGUAUCAUUUGCCGCGGUUUCACCAAGUUUUAGGUGUAAUGGAAUUGCUGCAGCCACUCAUUUUCGACGAUGCCUAUAAACAUGGGCUCCAGACAGCUUUGGACUGUUACUUCACACUCUUGAAGCAUCACGUUCGAGCGAAGGAGGUCUACGCCAUUUUGUUCCGUCUUGUUGAAUUCCUCCAAGCGUAUAUUAACGCGAAUCCGUCGUCAGCUCUGGCGUUUGUGGAACAGUACACUGGACUGCUUCAGGAGCUCGUCCUGAAAUAUCGAAACUUCACUUCCUUGCACCAACUUGUCCAAGGUCUAUCGCUGCUGAAACAUAAAACCGUCAACACAGAACUAAGCGAAGAUGAUGGCAAAACAGAAUUUGAUCCUGACGAGCAGUCCCAACAUGCAAUGGAAACAGACGAGCCCUCAACUAGUGGCACUCUCGCUCAGCUAGACAUUGACAGCCGUGGUGCAGCCUCUUUUGCUGUUGGGGGACCGAUGUCCCGACAAAUGCAAAUCUCGCCGCAUGUCAAAUCACUUAUCGAUAUCAUUCAAAGAUCAAACGCGGAGGAAAUAAUCCUGCAACCAUUGAAGGAGAUCGAAAGUUUAACUUUCAAACGGGGCGGAUUUCUGGAUGGGCUUUUCGAUCGCCUUUUGGAGCUGAUAUUCUCGCCAAGUUUGUUAGUUCGAAGUACGGCGCAUACUUUGCUGGUGAGACACUUGAAACAUAAUCCUGGCAAUCGGGAUAUCAACAAGACAACGGUUAAUGCUUAUAUACAAUCAUUGAGCGAUCCUAAUUCAGGUGUGGCGAAUUCUUCGUUGGAGAAUUUAAUUGAAAUUGUUCUUUGCUUGCAAGAAUUUGCUCCGGAAAUAUUGAGUACAGUUUUCGAUUUGGGCAUUCAAUCAAGGCUGAAUUCAGUAGCGCAAAUUAAGAGAUGUUUGCAAAGUUUGAAGUUGCAGCAUGCAUGCUGAGGAGGUUUUAAGAGAUGUAAGAUUUUAUGUUAUGGCGAACCAUAUGGGAAAUGGUUCGUUUUAGAGUUUCUAAG